CAGAAAAGGCACGGGCCCACACGCCUCCUAGGUUCUCUCUUUCCCCAUCCUCUUCCGCUUCUCGCCGAACCCCCGAGACCCGAGUGCCCCCGCCGGCCCUGCGUGUCUCGCCCCGCAAGGAAUUCUUUGCCGAUUCCACUCCCCCAGUUCUUGAGUCGUCGGCGAUGGCGUCGAAGCGGAUCCUGAAGGAGCUCAAGGACCUGCAGAAGGAUCCCCCCACAUCCUGCAGCGCAGGUCCUGUAGGAGAGGAUAUGUUCCAUUGGCAGGCAACCAUCAUGGGCCCUUCAGAUAGUCCCUAUGCAGGUGGUGUGUUUCUGGUUUCUAUCCACUUCCCUCCGGAUUAUCCGUUCAAGCCACCAAAGGUUGCUUUCAAGACAAAGGUUUUCCAUCCAAAUAUCAACAGCAAUGGAAGCAUCUGCCUCGAUAUCCUCAAAGAGCAGUGGAGCCCAGCAUUAACUGUUUCCAAGGUGCUACUUUCAAUCUGUUCACUGUUGACGGAUCCAAACCCAGAUGAUCCGCUGGUUCCAGAGAUAGCUCACAUGUACAAGGUGGACCGAAGCAAGUACGAGACCACUGCGAGGAGCUGGACCCAGAAGUAUGCAAUGGGUUAGCCAGUUAUAUUAGACCUACAGGAGCAGGCAGGGAAUCCGUUAUAACAUACUAAUGGACCUAUCCCUACUAUGCUAUGAUUCUGGGUAUUGUAAUAGCAACUAAUGUCGUAGGUCGAUGGUUACUGUUGCACAUCCUAUGAACAUAUAUGCAUAUGCAUUAGUAUGGUUUCAACAGAUGAAUAGAGAUUAAUAAACAUGCUUGCAUGUUUGACAUGGAUGGCAUAUUGUUUCA
Molecule: messenger RNA, 843 nt
Organism: Setaria italica (foxtail millet)
Lineage: Eukaryota; Viridiplantae; Streptophyta; Magnoliopsida; Poales; Poaceae
Product: ubiquitin-conjugating enzyme E2-17 kDa
Exons: 5
Coding region: 165-611 (148 amino acids)
Biological process (GO): protein polyubiquitination
Cellular component (GO): nucleus
Molecular function (GO): ubiquitin conjugating enzyme activity
Source: RefSeq, a predicted model, not a curated record